AUGAACAGAAAAGCAUUCAUCUUAGCAGUCGUUUUAAGGGUUUUUAUAUGGAUCCUAUCAUUAUCAUGUCCCACCGCCGGCGAAGCGUCGACGUGCUUGGCAGUGUAUAAAGAAGGCGGUGCACCAGCGGCGGUCAACCAGUCAACAAGAUGUCAAUCGGCUACACGUCAGGGCCGACGAAAAUACAUGGAAGAUCGCACUUUCUGUACUCUCGACAUUCGGAUUCCUUUUCCACACCACAAUGGCACUAGGGAUACCCCAGUUGGCAUUGUUGCAGUUUUUGAUGGACAUAAUGGUGCUGAAGCUAGUGAGAUGGCCUCAAAUCUGUUGUUGAAGUAUUUCAUGAAUCAUGCACUCUCUUUUUUGUCCAACACAUCAACAUCAAUGGGAAUGUUACAAGAUAUGGGAGAAGUAGAACAUGACAAUGCUAAUUCUCAUAAUGGAAGGAAUAUGGUUACAUUGUCAACCAUGUUUGAUGGAGAUGGAGCUUUCCAGUUGGAAAUUCUGAAGGAAUCAUUGGUGGGAGCAAUUGUUGAUAUUGAUUCAGCAUUCAGUGAGGAGGCUUCUAGAUACAACUUCACUUCUGGAUCCACUGCAACAGUUGUAUUAAUGGCAGAUGGUCAAAUUCUUGUUGCCAACGUUGGAGAUUCAAAGGCUUUCCUAUGCUCUCAGACAUUCCAGUCACCUUCGGAAGCCAAAGCUACUUUAAUGAGAUUGUACAAGAAGAAAAGACAAGAUGGUGUCUCAGUACGCAUAAAAGACUUUGGUUCGACUUUGACCCAUUUUUCUGCCAAAGAGUUUACUAAUGAUCACCAUCCAGACAGGGCAGACGAAAGGUCCAGGGUAGAAUCUGCUGGAGGUCAUGUCUUGGAGUGGGCCGGUGUAUCCAGGGUCAAUGGUCAACUCGCAGUUUCACGUGCUAUUGGUGACGUGUCCUAUAAAAAGUUUGGUGUUAUAUCUGUUCCAGAGGUGACAGAUUGGCAACCUAUGACACGUAAUGAUAGUUAUUUGGUAGUUGCUUCUGAUGGUGUUUUUGAAAAGCAGAGCCCUCAGGAUGUUUGUGAUCUGUUAAUGGAAUUAAGAACCACUUCUUCUUCUUCUUCAUGUUCAUAUUCGUUAGCUGAUUCUAUUGUUGAUACUGCUAUUGGAAGAGGCAGUAUGGAUAACGUGGCAGUUGUUAUAGUUCCAUUUGGACUAAAAACUCAGCCUAGUCAUGGAUGCAGUGAAGUUAGACAACAGACUUACGUGGAUGAAGAUGAUCCCGUUUGA
Messenger RNA from Lactuca saligna, 1269 nucleotides. Lineage: Eukaryota; Viridiplantae; Streptophyta; Magnoliopsida; Asterales; Asteraceae. The record is from the annotation of a GenBank genome assembly.